Molecule: messenger RNA, 1017 nt
Organism: Drosophila novamexicana
Lineage: Eukaryota; Metazoa; Arthropoda; Insecta; Diptera; Drosophilidae
Product: ADP,ATP carrier protein
Exons: 4
Coding region: 91-990 (299 amino acids)
Biological process (GO): mitochondrial ADP transmembrane transport; mitochondrial ATP transmembrane transport
Cellular component (GO): mitochondrial inner membrane
Molecular function (GO): ATP:ADP antiporter activity
Source: RefSeq, a predicted model, not a curated record
CCGUCCGGUGCAGACCUUUGAUUUCGCAAGGAAUAAGGAUAAAUCAUUUUUUUUUCGGUGCUGUGAUAUUUAAACACAAACAAAUUCAAAAUGGGCAAGGAUUUCGAUGCUAUUGGCUUCGCCAAGGACUUCGCUGCCGGUGGCAUCUCCGCAGCUGUCUCAAAGACUGCCGUCGCACCCAUCGAGCGUGUGAAACUGCUGCUGCAGGUUCAGCACAUCUCGAAACAAAUCUCCCCCGAUCAGCAAUACAAGGGUAUGGUUGAUUGCUUUAUCCGCAUUCCAAAGGAACAAGGUUUUGCUUCAUACUGGCGCGGUAACUUGGCCAACGUUAUUAGAUAUUUCCCAACUCAGGCUCUGAACUUUGCCUUCAAGGACAAGUACAAGCAGGUCUUCUUGGGUGGUGUUGACAAGAACACCCAGUUCUGGCGUUACUUCAUGGGCAACUUGGCCUCUGGUGGUGCCGCUGGUGCAACCUCUCUGUGCUUUGUCUACCCAUUGGAUUUCGCUCGUACUCGCUUGGCUGCUGAUACUGGCAAGGGUGGCGCUCGUGAAUUCACCGGCCUGGGCAACUGCUUGACCAAGAUCUUCAAGAGUGAUGGUCUUGGUGGCUUGUACCGUGGCUUCGGCGUCUCUGUCCAGGGCAUCAUCAUCUAUCGUGCUGCAUACUUUGGCUUCUACGAUACCGCCCGCGGCAUGUUGCCCGAUCCCAAGAACACACCCAUUUACAUUAGCUGGGCCAUCGCUCAGGCUGUUACAACUGUUGCUGGUAUUGUGUCCUAUCCAUUCGAUACUGUCCGUCGUCGCAUGAUGAUGCAGUCUGGCCGCAAGUCCACCGAGAUCAUCUACAAGAACACACUGCACUGCUGGGCCACCAUUGCCAAGCAGGAAGGCACCGGUGCCUUCUUCAAGGGCGCCUUCUCCAACAUUCUCAGAGGCACUGGCGGUGCUUUCGUGCUUGUGUUGUACGAUGAAAUCAAGAAGUUCUUGUAAAUUAAAUUAUUAAAUUAUUCAAAACAA